AGAAAGUUUUCUGCUUACGAUCACAUCACAGGCGUAAGGUGGAAGCCACUUCGUCUGUGAGAAAAAAGAAAUUUUCUUUCCAAAAAUCAUUGCAAUUAAAGUUUCAUAGCAAAUUUCUUAAAUUUAUGUACAAGUGAAUAUUAAGGCAGUGGAGAUAACUUCCUUGCCGAUGAAAGUAACAUGCCUUUGAACGGAAAAGCUAAUCCAGUCGCGAAGCCUUCAUGGUUAAAAGACACGUCAUCAGCGACUACAACAACAACCACCCCCGCUACAAGGCCAUGGGCUCGUAAAACACCCACCGAUGCGAAAGUGGACGACACAAAGUCAACCACUGCCACGAAGAAAGAAGAACCUCCAAAGAAAGAAGUCACAUCCAGACUACAAUCUCGUGAAAUAAAAGUGCCACUUAAAGUUGAGAAGACGAUCCCAACUCAAUCAAUUUUGAAGAAGCCGGACGUGAAAAUUAAGCAAGAUCUUAAAGAAGAACAACAAACAAUUUCUCUUCGUGAUGCUAAAAAUGUUCCAAGCAAAUCUCCAAGUAAAACUCCAACUUCAGUUUCUUCUAAAACGUCAAAUUCAACACCAUCGAAGUCGUCAACACCUUCGAAAUCAACGAGCACAACGCCACGAACUACUCCUUCAAAGUCACCCAGUAAAACUCCCGAUUAUGACUCUGAUGAAGACGAAAGUUCAUAUGAAAGUGAAACUGAUUCAAGUGAAGAAACUGAUUCUGAUGAAGAUUCCAGUGAUGAUGAGAAACCUUCGUACAAACCACCUUCACCUGGUGUUGUAAAGAAACAAUUAGCAGCACCAGCAUUAAAAAAAGUUACAAAAACUCCUGAGAAAAAAGAACCCGAACGACCAUCAUCACCCGAUUACAGUUUUAAGAAGCCAGAAUUGAAGAAAGUUGUAACAAAACAAAAACCGGAACAAAAGGAACGAUCGCCAUCACCCGAACCAAAAUUUUUCAAGCAGAAAUUAAGAAAAGUUCCGUCAUCUUUAAAAACAAAGGAACCACCACCGCGAGAGAAGCUUCCGGCUGUGGAACUUAAGAGAACGCCACCUAAGCCAGAGAGCGAUUCUACAAGAAGAAUGUCCGAACAAUUCCCUCUGAAGCCUUCGAUAUUACGUGCUGAAAGUAGCAUGAAAAUUCCCUUGCCUCCACCUCCGCCGCCCCCACCUCCCCCACCGGGUUUGCGUCCACCGCCAGAUUUCGAAAAGAAGCCUUUAACACAAAAGCAUCGUGAAACAAUAGAAAAACUCAAAUCGAGACCACGUAGACGUCCCGACUGGAGCGAGAUGAUGAAAGAAGUCGAAGAAAUUCGAAAGGAUAAAAAAUUGAAACACGUAACAUGCAAUGACAGAUCAAGUCCCAUCAUAACAUGUAAAUCAUUGGCUAAGGUUCAAGGUCAAUACGUUUUUGAAACGGAGAAGAAGAACACGGCUUUAGAUAAGUUAUUGAAUGAGAUCCAGGGUGGCAUUAAAUUGAAGCCAACCAAAACCAAUGAUAGAAGCAGGCCAAUUCUUGAUGGUUUGCGAAAGUUCCGUCGACAAAUGACAAUUGAAGAGCAGAUCAUGAAAUCGGAAUCGAAAGCUGUACUUGCUGAAAGUUUGCCUUCACCCAUCAUAGAUGACGAAGAAGACGAACUUGACGAUAUCGACAAAGUAAGAGAUGAUUUACAAAGCACGAAACAAAUGUUGGCACUUGAACUGCGUAACAAAGAAGCUGUUGAACGAGAAAAUAAAUUAUUACUGGCAAAGGUUAAGAACUUAGAAGCUGAGCUUGAACGUGAAAGAUGGAAUCCGACUGGUGUCGUUGAAGAGAAGACGACUUCAACUGGAGGUGAUGACAAGCUGAUUAAGAAUUUAAGAAAGGAAGCCGAUGAAGCUCAAAAGCAAUCGAAACUUCUCGAGAAGAAGUUCCAAGAUGCAGCUGAGCUUUUAGAUAAAAAAGAUAAAGAAAUUGAAGAAGUUCGUCGACUACUUGCAACACUUGAGAAGAAAUAUCAGGGAAUUGGAGGUGAUGUUGAUUCUCGUCGUCAGAGCGUGGCAGCUCAACAGAAAGAAAGUUCACCGGAAAUGGAACUUGAAUUGUCAGAAGAGGAAGAAGACGAAACUGAAGAACAAAAAGCAGAACGUGCUGUUAGACGAUUGAAACGUGAGGUCGAUAUGUUGCGAGCUAAACUCGUCAAGCUUAAGGACAAGGAACAAGCUGCAAAGUCGGAACGAAAAGCUCUGCGUGACGCUGCUAAAAAGAAUCAACAACUGCUCAAAACUGAGAAGAAGAAUCUUAAAAAGUUACAGAAAGAAGUUGAGAAAAUGGCUAAAAUGAUGCAAGCAGUUGAGGAUGAGGACGAUGAAGAUGAAGACAAAGAAGAGGCUGAAGAAGAGGAAGAAGAGUCAGAAGAGGAAGAAGAAUCCGAAGAAAGUGAGUCUGAAGAUUCUGACAGUGACACGGAAAGUCAAUCAGAAGCUGAGGAUGCUGAUGACGAUAAGAAGAAGUCAAAUCUAGAACCAAGAGUGAAGCGCCAUGACGGACGUCUUGCAGCUCUCAAGAAAGGAAAUUAUAUGCUUGAAGCUAACGUCGAAAGACUUCAAGAUGAAAUCAAAGAUUGCAAAGAGAAAUGUGAAGCAUUACAAGCAGACUUGAAUUCUGUCAUUGAUUUGUGUUAAAAUUAUUAGGAAGCAUUUUCGGAUUUAAUAUUUUUCCUUUCUUUCUUUGAUAUUUUAAUUAUCGCACAGAAAUAGUUUAUGUGUUAUCGAAAUUAAAUACUUUAUCGGCAGUUUAUUAUUUUUAAACAAUAACUCAAUACUGAAAUCAAUUAAAUAAAGUUUUUAAAAUAAUUUCAUGAAUUUGUAAUUGAAUUCAGCGUUGUUUGAAUGUAAAUUCUUUAUGAUUUUUAUGAAACUUCAAUACAACGUCGAGCUUUAAUGAUGAUA
Messenger RNA from Clunio marinus, 2940 nucleotides. NCBI's taxonomy places the organism in Eukaryota, Metazoa, Arthropoda, Insecta, Diptera, Chironomidae. The record is from the annotation of a GenBank genome assembly.